AUGUUCGAAUACCCAGAGGACUAUGCAAUUCUUGAUUUCAAGAUCAAGAUUGAUCCUGAGGGUGUUCACAAGGUUCAAGCUAUGUACACUCCUCCUGAUCACAAGAUAUUUCACCUUGUUCCUCCCGAAUUCCAUGACAUGAUCUCUGGGAUUUAUCAAAGUGUUGGUGAGCCAAGUGUCAACAGAGAGUCAUGCUGGGAUGUCUACCUCCAGUUGCUUUCUGAAUUCCGGACGCUUGAUGAGAUUCACGGUGUGGAUGUCAGCGCUAAUGAGAAUUGGGGUUAUGCGCUCACACAAGCAUUGGACGACUACAAUGACAAAAUUCAGCCCAUCCCUGGUCUCAAGGAACUACGCGGAGGUGAAGGUGUCAUUGGUCCAGAUGGCGGAUAUUAUAUGGGUGGUGUAAAUCAAGGUGAUGGUUUAGACCAAGGCUUACGGUCUAAAUUGAACCAGGUGAUUGACAACGUAGAGCCCAAUGUCAAUGGUGAUUUGCAAAAUGAACCUUCCACAUCGGAUGAUUUAUUUGCAUGGUUUUCUGAUGAAGAGGAGUCUUUAGCGGCAGCAGAGGGUGAUUGGUAGCAAUAAUUGUACUGUAUCUCUACCUAUUCAUUGACGAGCAGUGAUGCGCCCUAGCCCUGAAAUCAAUCUAU
Messenger RNA from Mycena citricolor, 650 nucleotides. Lineage: Eukaryota; Fungi; Basidiomycota; Agaricomycetes; Agaricales; Mycenaceae. The record is from the annotation of a GenBank genome assembly.